UUGGCUCAUGCACGAACCCCACCCCGUUAUUUCCUACCCUGACAGGGGGGGUUAUUGUUCUCCUAACUUCUAAUUCUAGAGUAAAAUGCAGAUUUGAUCGACAAAGGCGCUUGAAUAUGAUCUGCAAUGGCCAACAGAGGGUCUGGACGUGGAUUUAAGUGGCGGUGACCACCCAAAACAGAGCCAUUUUUAGACAUUUGCUGCUGACGUUUACACGGGCUUCAAAUAGCUUCCGUUUCACUCUGGUAGUGAUUGGACUGUUCGGCACUAAGAGGGAGCUAACACCGCCUCAACCAGUCCGACAUUCUUCACUUCAAUGGAGGAACAGCCCAAAGAUCGGGCACAAGACAGGCAAAACCAUCACCACGGAGAGGACAGAAACUAUACUCAACACACACUUCGUCUGAAACAUGAUCAGAGCCACAUCCAGUGCCAGCAUCAGGAAACGCAGGCGAAGAAAACAGGCAAUAAAAAAGUAAACGUCAGUGACGGGGAAGGGGAGAAGAACGCACACCUACCUGAUGCUGUUGGUAUGCUCCAUUCUUCAAGCAGCAAUGGUAACAGACACUUGAGUAACUCGCAUGUGAAGCAAAAGGGAACACAGAGACACCACGCACCCGCUAUGAAAGUAAGCAACAAAGGAUUGGACUACAAGAAGACUAUGGACCUUAAAAAUGAGAAGGAAAAGACCCCAGAUUUGAGUCCUCACGAGGCCCAGCCUUCAGAGAAGAAAGACUCUGCUUUGCUUCAGAACGGUGUUGUAAACUGUGGCUUAAUUACAAAUGGCUACUCUAGCAAGGAUAACGAUGGGAGCGGCUCUGAGGGUGGAUACACCACCCCAAAGAAACGCAGGACCCGGUGUAACAACGUCAAGAACUUUGCUGAUGUGACAAAAGAAAAGGAGAAGGACGCGCAACCCAGCAACAGUAUGCAGGAACAAAGGGCUUUGAACCUUGAUCCGGCCGAGAAAGGACUCUCCUGUAGAACUGAUGGCUUUAAAUCCACCCAUAAAGCAGAAACCCAGUCAGCUGCACCUGGCGAAUGUCAGAGGAAAAACUCUGACGGCAAAGCAGCUGCCACUUUUAAUAAAAAAAUGGAGGAAAAGCAGAAAGGCAAGAACUCCUCACCUUCUAAAGAGGACUCGUGGACUUUGUUUAAGCCCCUUCCAGCUUUUCCUGUGGACAAUAGCAGUGCUAAAAUUGUUCCCAAGAUCAGUUAUGCAAGUAAAGUAAAAGAGAACCUCAAAGUAGCUCAAGGUGGAGAAGAGGCAGCUCCUCCUCCUGUGAGAAUGUCACAGGUUCCAAUGUCUGCUAUGAAAACGAUCACCUCAGCUAGCUUUACUAAUGGUCCUGUUUCUGGAAAUGGAAACUGCUGCCCGACUGUGGGGAUCUUUUUUGCUCCUGCUGCUAGUAGUCUUCAAUCAGCUCCAUCUAUUCCAAGUGGCGAGAAUGUAGCAACGUCUGUGGACAGUAACUGUAGCUCUACAACCAGUCCUGUCGAUGGAGAAACCUAUGAACUUCAGAAGUGUUCUCUUUUAAUCUACCCUUUAAAUAUGCAACCUUUGCUCCCCAGCGCUCGUCACCUUGACCCACCGGCCGCUCAGACAAAUCAGAAAGCCCUGAGAGACAUCUUUCAGAAUCAGUGGGGGCUGUCCUUCAUCAACGAACCCAACUUGGGGCUGGACGGAGGAAACGGGCUCAUAGCUGCGGAGGACCAGACUCCUGUGACUUCUCAGAGCGAGGCUAGGGCUGUGACGACCACGACCACCCAUCCUUGCCUCAACGCUAUGCCGUCAUUGGUAGAAUCUUGCACUUUGUCUCAAGACUCGCAGAAAAGAACUUGUGCCCCUUGCCAAGCAUCAAACCCCUGUUCUCCUGCUUGCAUGGUCAGCGAGGAGGAGACAAAGUUGCUUCCUUGUAGCCAGGGCAAGACUAAAGCUGAGACCAAGGGUGCAAUUACUUCAAUGUCAACCUCCAGUAAAGACAACGGUGCCAAGUCUGCACAGGGCCAACAGACCACGCUGUUGUUUGGCUCUCCUAAAGAACAGAUCCAUUCUAAAGACACUAGCAGGAGGUGUAGCUUGGGCUCCUUUGACCUUAAAGCUGCUGUCACCUAUCACACUAAAGAAAUGGAAUUCAUUUUCCACAUUCAAAAACAAGAUCCAAAAAGAAUAGUGAUUUAUGAUGAGACCAAGGAUGGACCGGGUCAGUGAGGCAGAUCAUCUUCACUUCUCACCGUCUCCUCUUCUGGGUGCUGCAGUUAUUUACCUUGGAAAACUCAAAUCCUUUUGGAUGAAUCAACCGCCAAUUGUGAAGACACUGAUAGUCAAGCAUGAUUUUCCUGGGAUUCUUGGGUGUAAUAACAGAACUUUGAGAGGGGGGGGCGUCAGACAAACAUUCAAAAAGGACGUAUGAGGAGCUGAUCGGUGCCUCUGCAACAUAAUGAAUGGACUCUCCGUCUUCAGAGCAGUGGUUGAUACUUGUCUUAUGGCUGAAGGGAUGACAUUACAAAGGAAGGUGUGUUGGACUGCACCUCCAUAAGCCUUUACCCCAUAGAACUGUGGGGGUCGUCAGUCUGGCCGUGGGAUGCCUCCAUCAUUUUUGUUUCUGGCGCAUUCAGAUGAGUUAUUGUACAUAUUUUAGACGUUACGCAUACACAUCCGUGUACAAACUUGAAUUCAUUGUGAAUGACAGGUGAAGACACUAGAAGAAUGCCUUUCAAAAGGUGGAAUAAAGGUGUUUGGAGCCCUGGUAGAAUUCUAGUCCCACCUGAUAAAUGAGGCCCCGUCCCCCUGAAAAGGAAACCCCAUCUUUAACCCAGAUAUCUGAAACGAAAUGCUGUUUUAGCAGACUUAACCCAAGUGUUAUUUGCAUUAUUGUUGUUUGGGCUCAGAGCGCAGGUACUACAGUGCCCAAUCUGAACAAAAGUUACGCCCCUUCAGCCUCGCUCUGUUAGCUCUGAACAUCUGUUAAAUCUACCACCUUUUCAUUUCAAUUUCAUCAGAUAUUUCACGCAGACGCUCAUCGGGUUCACGGACGUUUUCUGGGUACGUGUGUGGGUGUGCGCGCAUAAAAACGUGUCGGCUCCUAAAAGUGAUUUCUGUUGCUUCCAGUAAUGUGCAAUUUGGGCUCACAACACUCAGGAUACGUCUACAAAUGAUUCUCCCAUAACUGUGUUUACCUCCUCUGUCAUAGAAACAUGCAUUCUCCCUUGUCAGCGUUUUAAUGCUCUUUACCGUUCUGCUUCUUGGGUUCUGUUGCGUGUUUACAGGUGCACAUGUCCGACGUCACAGUUCAUCUCUGCACAACUGCAAUAACAAUCCCAGCUUUUCAGCCUCAUCACACUGUUGAAAUGUAAAGAGGAGUUUGUGCUGCAAACAUCACGUGACAUGGGUGAGCCACAGACUGACCACCCAAAACGCAGGUGGAAGCGGCCUGUUUCAGGUCUUCACCUUGGGUGAAAAAGACCCCCAAAUCCCUCCGUCGCUCAGCUGUGGCUUCACCCUAAUCACCAACUUCAAAUCAGGACUGCACAAGCGAACGCUCCGGUUCUUUUUCCUCCUAAACGUUAACGAUGGGAUUUGGUUCGUGUGUGGAUUAACGGCACUUUAUGUAAACAAAUGACCUUUAUCAUAAAUACUUAGAAAAUCUAUAUGUACUAGCAUUAAUCCUUGAAAGAAUGACUUUGGGCUGUUACUUAAAAAAAAAAAAGUUAAAUACAGAAUUAUUAAAUGUAUCUCAGGUAGUGUUGAUAAAGCCAUGACCAUGUUCAAGAUUUUAUUUUAGUUUUUAGCCAAAUGGCCCCUUUUUAUGUAAUUUUCUCCCACUGAAAUGACUGUUUCCACACAGUCUGUUGUCAUGACAACACAUCCAAUCAAUGCUUCAGAGGAGAGCUGCCAUUGAUCACCAUAUGAGGUUGUACAUGAUUUUCUACUUCCCCUGCGUCCUCUGCUGGGACCCUGCAGCGUCUAUGGUCGGUUUGUUCAUCUUUUGAUUUUUCUGCAGAAUAAUUCCAGCUGGGCUUCUCCUGUUUGCUUCUCAAAUCGACGUCGCACACGGGCAGAAAGGGAAGUUUGCAUCUGCAGCCAUGUUUUUGUUUUGUUUUUUAUCAAGAGGACGAGCUACUCCGUGUAGGUGUGGGAGGCGCUGUGCUGGUUAAAACUUGAGUCCCGCUCAGCCCAGUUGCUUCAGUUCAAAGCAAAAAAGCUCCUUGCUGGUAGCAUUCAUACUUCUAAUUUUUUAGUGUGUGUAUUUGUGGAUGUGGCUCACCCUGAAUACAAACUUCAUUUUGUCUGGUUGCACAGAAUCUACAGACAAAUUUACCCAAUCUUAUUUGUGCAGAACAGCUGAGCGUGAUGCCAGUGCACCCUGGGGGAUGGAGACGCUUCUAUCCAACUUAAAGAUCAGCUCCUGCUCAUGUUUGACGAGGUUGGCUCCUCACAACCUUGAGCUUCUCUUCUCCUUUGUUUUCAAAGCACUUAAUACAGCAGCAAGGCUAUGCUGAAUAUGCAUUUACAGAGAAAAGAGUUUGGCAUUGUAGCCUGCAAACCAAAAACAGAGGUUCUCCAGGCUGCUGGUUGAUCAGUAGUGUGACUGUUGGAGGCAGGAGCCUGUGUGGUUCUGUGCCUCUAGCUUGUGAGGGCAUUGGUCGGGUGAGUGCGUAGAAAGUUCUUCCUAUUAUAUGCAAGUUUGACUUUGAUUUAGCCCCUUACGGUUUAUGUCCUUGUGCCUGUUUGAGGGGGAAGGAAAUACUUCCACGGCUUUUUUGAUUGUUCAAAACCUGCUUCCAGCAAACACAUGUGCCAUUUAUUUGAUCUUUUGUAACAUUUGUUUUAUUGUUUUUCUUUUUUUACACCCCCCACCCCCCGCGCAUUGAACCUAUUUGAAAGUAUUGGGAUUGUCAUGGCCUGCAUUGGUGUGGAUGGAUGACUGUUUGCUGAUGUAUACUCGUAGUAGUCAAGCUUCUUGUCAGAUUUAGCACAGAACUGUAAUUUCAGCUCACUCAAAGAAAUAUUUCGACACGUUCUUAAAGAGAUGUUUCUUUUUUUGUGUUUUUAACUUGAUUUAUCCGUAGAUGCAGACUUAGGAGAAUUAAAAAUCAAGCUUUUUCAGCUUUAGGAUGUUUUAGUUGAGUUGAACCUUAAACCCAUUUUUAAUUUCCACAGUAGAACCAAUGCUAAUAUAUUAUUUAGUCCAACAGAUUUGAAGUAAACACUAAAUCUAGAGGUCCUCUUAAUAUAUUCUUAAUUGCUGUGGUGUUGACUGAGGUGCAGUUCAAAAACCAGGUGCACUAUUCAGAUAUUCAGCUACUUGAUGACAAACGCACAGAGGUGUGGCUCGAGGGUGGGCCCCCCCCCCCCCCCCCCCCCAACUAAAGAAAUCCACUUCCUGAGAAGGUUUCUGUAGCUGCUGAGCCUCCCCUUUCCUUUUUGACAGUGCAAAAGGAGACUCCCCCACCCCAAAAAAAUGUUCAACAUAAGCCGAAAGUGCUGCUUCUUCAUCCGCCUAUCGGUCUUCUGGAAUGGGGAAAUGCUGGACUAAAAAUCCCUUCCCCAUCCUUUUGUCUCACCCUCACCCAUCCAAUGUUUGGUUUUGAGGCGUACAGUGUUUUAGCUUCUGCCUAUGAGAGCAAGGAAACAAAGAUGUGUCUUUACAGAAUUCAGACAUUAAAGAUACCGUCUUCUGGCAUAUAAUUGUUUUUUUUCUUCUUCCUGUGUCAUCUCAAGCAGAUAUUUGUUUUUUAAAGGUUUUUGCUCUUCACUUUUCCAUCUUUUAUGCCCAUAAAAACGAGGCAAUAAUAUUUCUUUUUCUACUGUCUUACAGGUCGGCAUUCAUGUUUUUUUUUUUUUUAGUUGAGCAGUCUUAUUAUUUAAUUAUUUUUGUUUUGAUUUAACAAGUGUCACAUUACAAUGUUAUUGUUUUUUUAAGCAUGACAGUAACCCUCUGAUUCCAAACAAUGUAAUAGUCGAAAUGAAAAAAACAAAACAAAUAAAACUCCAGUGUUCACUGUUUUAGUUUCCAAUAAAAUAUCAGUUUCAUCAACAUUCAAA
This is a messenger RNA of Oryzias latipes (Japanese medaka), 6049 nucleotides long. It is a transcript of the gene nufip2, whose product is annotated as nuclear FMR1 interacting protein 2. Gene Ontology annotation, molecular function: RNA binding. Gene Ontology annotation, cellular component: cytoplasmic stress granule; nucleoplasm. The record is from RefSeq and is a predicted model, not a curated record. NCBI's taxonomy places the organism in Eukaryota, Metazoa, Chordata, Actinopteri, Beloniformes, Adrianichthyidae.